Spinacia oleracea (spinach) is the source of this 1778-nucleotide messenger RNA. RefSeq lists its product as uncharacterized. The record is from RefSeq and is a predicted model, not a curated record. Lineage: Eukaryota; Viridiplantae; Streptophyta; Magnoliopsida; Caryophyllales; Amaranthaceae. Gene Ontology annotation, molecular function: protein binding. The coding region runs from base 1031 to 1492 and encodes 153 amino acids. The transcript is spliced from 9 exons.
AAAACAUUUCGUCAUAAAACCUCUGGACCAAAUUCGAGCACUCAACUCCCUCUUCUUCCCUCAGCUUUCCCUGCGUGAAGCCAUUUCAUCGUCCGUCGCCGGUGGUACUUACAGAGUGAAGAUGAACCUCUCACUUCCUCCCACUCUCUCUCCUCCCUAAAACCCCUCUUAAACCCCCAAUUUCCAUUUUCCACAACCCUAACUCCAUAACCCUAAUUUCCACCCCUUCUCUCAAUUCCCCCCAAAUCCUACGCUUGUGAUGUAUUCCCGCCGCAUGUAGAUCUUGUUUUGCCGCCGGAAUCGGUUAUGAAAGAAACGAGUACUUCACCGCCGCCUGUAGAUCCUGUUUUGCCGCCGGAAUGUGAGAUUUAUGCGGUGGUGGAGAGGAUGUGGAUUCCGUUAAGCCCGAGGAAGUGGCUGCAGCUGCCACCGCUGCUCCUACUGCCCCAGUUUCCUCGCCGCCGAUCCCUGAUGGGAAUUCGCCGGUUGUGGUGGAACAAACGAGGAGUUUGUUUUCGCCAAUGAGAAUUUACCAGAAACAAAGCAUGGGUUUAGAGACAUCGACAACUCCUUGGCUUAGGCUCUUGUCACAGUAUGCACAGAAUCAAACUUUACCUAUAUCAGUGCCCGUUUUCUCAGUUGGUUCAAACAGACAAUGUAAUCUCAUUUUGAGAGAUCAAACGGCGAGUGGGAUCCUUUGCCGGAUAAAAAAUACUAAGCGUGAAGGCUGCAUGAUUGGUGUUCUUGAAAGCACAGGAAGCAAGGGAUCUGUGUUUGUAAAUGGGAUGAGUGUGAAGAAGAACACCAGCCGUCUUUUGCAUUCUGGGGAUGAAGUAGUUUUCGGAGUGGCAGGAAGUCAUGCUUAUGUAUCCUUUAUUUGAUUUAUUUCUUCUAUUGUGUUUGUAGAUUUAUUGAAUUGCAUUUUAGGCAGUAAAAGGCGUGUCUUGAAUUCCUGAUUGAUGCAGUCUUCAUAUUCUUGCUUGUCGUUUGAGUUUUGUUUGAGAGAAGAGGACUCUCAGCAGCCCGGAGCAUGAACAUAGAAAUCAGAAGUGACUAUGAUCUUCUAGGAAGGAGCAUGAACAUAGAAACCAGUCAACAUGGUGCUGACCCGAAUCUUGGUUUACAAGGAGAAAAACCUUUGAUUGUCGCUUUAUCUUCUGGCAAUAUACAGAUUAUCAAAUGCUUGCUUAAAGCUGGAGCUGAUCCUAAUACUACUAAUUUUUAUGAUUAUACACCUAUUGAAAUUGCGGUUGUUGAAGGUAAUCUUGCAGUUGUAGACACCCUCUUUGAUGUUUCUGCUCGUAUUCCUCAUAUUCCGACCUGGAGCAUUCAUGGAAUUCACGAGUAUCUCAACUCCGAGGAAGAAAAAACUCAGGAGGAGAUUGUAGAUGAAACAGAUGAAUAUAUUGAUGUUCAUAAGAGAAUACGUGUUGCUGCAUAUUACAGCUGCUACCUUAGUUGCACGUGUUCCAUCAAUCCGGAGGUUGACUAGCCAAAAAGCUCUUGUCUAUACUCCGAGGACUGCGCCUUAUGCUAGUGAGGAAAUUGAUGUGGUUCGUGAGCAAUGGGCGAAGUUUUUUACCACCAAGUAUUUAUUAUUGACCUGAGGGCGCUUGAUCGUGUUGGUUUAGAUGUUAUAGAACAAUCUUUUAUGUUAAAAUGUAUGCGUACGUUGAAAUUGGAACGUAAAUAUAUUUAAAUGUAUCGGUAUGUGCACUUUUGGUUUUGGGAUAUAUACAAAACUUCAGUUGUUGUUUUUAUAUUUGUUAUACAGGUUG